Nerophis lumbriciformis (worm pipefish) is the source of this 2197-nucleotide messenger RNA. RefSeq lists its product as uncharacterized. Lineage: Eukaryota; Metazoa; Chordata; Actinopteri; Syngnathiformes; Syngnathidae. The record is from RefSeq and is a predicted model, not a curated record.
UCUCGCGAGAGCAGAGUGGUACCGUCUUGUAACGUCAAGUGUGCGAACUGUCGUGAAAGCACAUCGACGGAGAAAGACGUGAGAAGGACGCUAAUAAGUCAGUCUUAUUAUUUGUUCUCCAGUUUGAAAUAUUUACGUCCUAUAAAAUACAUCUUUGAUUCUUUAUUCAAGGAUAAAAUGGUCUCGAUGCGCUAGAAGCACUUUGCCGUUUCUCGUGCUCGUUUAUUGUUAGUUAGCUUAGCUCUCUAGUUAGCUUAGCUUGUUAGCUGCUAGCAGAAGUUAUCAACACAUCGCUAAGUAGAGAUCAAGUGUGAGAGUAAAGUGUUGUGAUUGUGUGAAAAUGUCUACAUUACACAUGUUGAGAGCGUUGGUGGAUCAGCGACUAACUGCUGCCGUUGAAGAAAUAUUUGUAGUGUUAGAAAGAACGAUAGCAGAAUACGAGGCGGAACUUUCUAGAACAAAAGAGGAGAACAAUCGACCAAUGGACGCUGUUUUCAAGAAACAUCAAGUUGUGUUACACAGAACAGACGUCCAGCAGCCCCUUCACAUUAAAGAUGAAGAGGAGGAUCCACAGCCCACCCACAUUAAAGAGGAAGAGGAUGAUCCACAGCCCACCCACAUUAAGGAGGAAGAGGAGGAUCCACAGCCCACCCACAUUAAAGAGGAAGAGGAUGAUCCACAGCCCACCUACAUGAAAGAUGAAGAGGAGGAUCCACACAUGAAAGAGAAAGAGAAGGAUCCACACAUGAAAGAGGAAGAGGAGGAUCUACACAUGAAAGAGGAAGAGGAGGGAGAGUGUGUUGUAGGGCAGGAGGAGGAUGAUGUCAGCAAGUUUCCACUGACUGUUGUCUCUGUGAAGACUGAAGAGCAUGAAGACAAAGCACCUGAGUCCUCACAGCUUCAUCACAGUCCAAACGUCCAGCGGGUGUCAGCGGGGAGUCAUGGAGAGGAGUGGCACACCAGUGUGGGACAGAAGGAGCUACAGGCCCCCUCCCACAUUAAAGAGGAGCAGCUUCAUGAUGAAGAUGAAGCUCAGUCCUUCCAGCUUCAUCACAGUCAAAGUGAGGAGAACAGAGGGGCGGAGCUUGUAAGUCAACACAUCACAGAAGCUGAUGGAGAGCAUUGUGAAGAUAUCAAGUCAGAACCAGACAGCAUCUUUGCUCCACUGUCAGACAUGGACCACAUGAUGUCACACUCUUCUGAUCACAGUGACCACAUCCAAAAACCUUUGGACAGUAAAAAUGACUCUAAAGGUGAUACGAGACAUCACACUAACGACAAACACUUUGACUGCUCUGAAUGCGGGAAAUCAUUUAGAAAGAAGAGUCAUUUUACAGUACACAUGAGAACACAUACUGGAGAGAAACCUUUUACUUGCUCUGUUUGUAAGAAGAGUUUCUCCACAAAACCUAACAUGACCACACACAUGAGAACACACACCCGAGAGAAACAUUUUACUUGCACUGUUUGUGCUAAAAGAUUAAACACUAACAAAGACAUGACCACACACAUGAGAAUACAUACUGGAGAGAAACCUUUUACUUGCUCUGUUUGUAAGAAGAGUUUCUCCAGAAAGCUUAACAUGACCACACACAUGAGAACACACACUGGAGAGAAACCUUUUGCUUGUUCAGCGUGUGCUAAAAGAUUCAACACUAAGAAGGAGAUUAUAUUACACAUAAGAACACACACAGGUGAGAAACCUUUUGCUUGCUCUGUUUGUAAGAAGAGUUUCUUCUGUAAGCAUAGCAUGACCACACACAUGAGAACACACACUGGAGAGAAACCUUUUGCUUGCUCAGCUUGUGCUAAAAGAUGCAACACUAAGUAUGACAUGAAAUCACACAUGAGAACACACACUGGAGAGAAACCGUUUAGUUGCACUGUGUGUGAUAAGAUGUUCAGGUUUAAGAAGCAGGUCAGUAGACACAAGUGUGUAACAGUCAUGGAAGCUGCAGGGAUGUAAAAACACUUAAACAGUGAUUGUGCUAAAUGUAGUUUAAAAACACAGCAUGUUUAAUAAGAAUGUAUAUUUGAUGUUGUAUGUAGUGCUUCUCAUCUUCUAGUCUUAUAUGUUGUCCUAUAGUUACUUUUUAAGUUGUGUGCAUGUAUUGAAUAUUAUAUAUGUGGCUACUAUUUUAUUCUAUUAUCUCAUCUUUGAAGAGAGGACAUGUUAUUAGUUUCAUUUGGGGGUUUU